AUGGACAAACACAAUCUAACAGUGCUGAAUGAAUUCAUUCUGACGGGAAUCACAGACCACUCUGAGCUGCAGGCUCCAUUGUUUGGGCUGUUCCUCAUCAUCUACAUGAUCUCAGUGGUGGGCAACUUGGGCAUCAUCAUCCUCACCAAGACGGACUCCAAGCUACAAACUCCCAUGUACUUUUUUCUCAGACACCUGGCUAUCACUGAUCUUGCAUUCCUUCUCAUGUUCAUCAUUAGUGAACUUUUCAUUUUGUCAGCAAUGUCUUAUGAUCGCUAUGUGGCCAUCUGUCACCCUCUGCUCUACACAGUCAUCAUGUCACAAAGGGUGCUGGUGGCAAUCCCCUAUCUCUACAGCAUGAUUGUUUCUCUUCUCAUCACCAUAAAGAUUUUUAAUUUAUCCUUCUGUGGCUACAAUGUCAUCAGGCAUUUCUACUGUGACUAUCUCCCCUUGUUAUCUUUGCUCUGCUCAGACACACGUGAAAUUGAAUUGAUCAUUUUCAUUUUAGCAGCUUUUGAUUUGAUUUCAUCCCUUCUAAUAGUUCUUGUUUCUUACCUGCUCGUUUUUGUAGCCAUUUUCAGGAUGAACUCAGCUGAGGGCAAGAACAAAGCCUUCUCCACCUGUGGAUCCCACCUGACACUGGUGGUAGUGUUCUAUGGGACUUUAAUCUUUAUGUACAUGAGCCACAAGUCCAGUCAUUCCUUUGAAACUGAUACAGUGGCUUCCAUAUUUUACACCCUGGUUAUUCCAGUGUUGAAUCCUUUGAUUUAUAGCUUUCGGAACAAAGAUGUAAACUAUGCCCUACAUAGGUCAUGGAAAAAAAUAAGCAACAUCUUUUCUACCAUUCAAUGCAUCGUAAGGUUCCUAUGA
Messenger RNA from Loxodonta africana (African savanna elephant), 870 nucleotides. RefSeq names its product olfactory receptor 8K3-like. The record is from RefSeq and is a predicted model, not a curated record. Bases 1 to 870 code for a protein of 289 amino acids. Gene Ontology annotation, cellular component: membrane. Gene Ontology annotation, molecular function: odorant binding; olfactory receptor activity; G protein-coupled receptor activity. The transcript is spliced from 2 exons. Lineage: Eukaryota; Metazoa; Chordata; Mammalia; Proboscidea; Elephantidae. Gene Ontology annotation, biological process: sensory perception of smell; G protein-coupled receptor signaling pathway.